This is a messenger RNA of Tuber aestivum (summer truffle), 795 nucleotides long. The record is from the annotation of a GenBank genome assembly. Lineage: Eukaryota; Fungi; Ascomycota; Pezizomycetes; Pezizales; Tuberaceae.
AUGUGUUCCUGGCGGGCAAACAUUACACGGAAACACAACAAACUGGCAAAGGCUAAUUUCAAUCAAGUUGGGACACUUGAAUACAACACGGAGCCGGGCAUCCCUGUCACUGAGAGGAUGCGCUUCCCGCUGGAGACGCCUAUCAAUAGGUGUAUUCGCAAAUACCUAUUGGCCGCCCGCUGCCUAUGGUAUGGUAGACCAUGUUUGCAUCGGCCAGGCCCACUUGAUCCACAUUUUACAAAUUAUCCCUUGCAUUUGCAGAACGAAACUUAUAGCCCAUGAGUAGAAUCUCGGAUGAUCAUGUUGAGAGGAUACUAGCAGCAGAUUCGGAGCAGCCUUGGGAUUUGGAUGAGACCGUGGGAAAUGGUAAGGGGCCGGAGAUGAGAUAAAGGUAAGAGAGGAGUUGUAGGGAGAAAAGGGGGGGGCUGGAGGGGACCGAAAAGAGGGAAAACCUAACGGGAAACAUUUCCAUUGAAAUGCCAGUUACAGAUGGCUAAGUAACUCUUUCGUAAGAUAGUCGAAUACAGGCAGAGGCGAGGAAUGUCUACGAAAAGUAUAAUCUGGGCGGACAAAAUCGCACAUAUAGAUGGAUCCCAGGGGAAAUCAAGCGACCUGCCGAACGCGAACCCUACGAGUACACGUGGAUGGAAACGAAAUAUCCACAGCUUGCAGCUCGCAGAGAUAUGCGAGCUGGAGAUUGGUGUGAGCCUCGAAAUCACUAUCAAGAAGAAAUUACCGCAGGAGAAUAAGAGGUGUGCCCCUUCCGUGAAUGGGUCCAUUCUCUACCCAUACUAA